CGCCGCCGCCGGAGCGGAGACCGGAGCCGCGAGCGCCACCAGGGCAGCAGCCGCCGCAGCCGCCGCCGCUGGGCUGAGGAGCCGGAGACGCGGGCUGACGAGGUGGCGGCGGCGGCGGAGCGGGAACGAGGACCGGGCAGAGCGCGGAGGCGCGGGUGUAACCCAGAGAACCAUCUUCAAACAUCUUUGCAGAAUUGACUCUGAGCUGUCAGGGGACUCAGGCUUAUGAGGAGGUACUGUCACACAAAACAGUGUCUAGUGAAGACGACAAGAAAGAGGGGAAAGGAUCGGAAAAAGAAGCUAAAACACUAUAGAAAACCAUGAGAUCUAUUAGAUCUUUUGCCAACGAUGAUCGCCAUGUUAUGGUGAAGCAUUCAACAAUCUAUCCAUCUCCGGAGGAACUUGAAGCUGUUCAGAAUAUGGUGUCUACUGUUGAGUGUGCUCUUAAACAUGUCUCAGAUUGGCUGGAUGAAACAAAUAAAGGCACAAAAACAGAGGGUGAGACAGAAGUGAAGAAGGACGAAGCCAUAGACACCUACUCCAAGGAUCAAGGUGGUCGGACGUUGUGUGGUGUCAUGAGGAUUGGCCUGGUUGCUAAAGGCUUGCUGAUUAAAGAUGAUAUGGACCUGGAGCUGGUUUUAAUGUGCAAAGACAAACCCACAGAGACCCUGUUACACACAGUCAAAGAUAAUCUUCCUGUUCAGAUUCAGAAACUCACAGAAGAGAAAUAUCAAGUGGAACAAUGUGUAGAUGAGGCAUCUAUUAUAAUUCGGAAUACAAAAGAGCCCACGCUAACUUUGAAGGUGAUACUUACGUCCCCUCUAAUUAGGGACGAAUUGGAGAAGAAGGAUGGAGAAAAGGUUGCGAUGAAAGACCCUCCGGACUUAUUGGACAGGCAGAAAUGCCUGAACGCCUUGGCGUCUCUUCGACAUGCCAAAUGGUUUCAGGCAAGGGCAAAUGGACUAAAGUCAUGUGUAAUUGUCCUUCGCAUUCUGCGUGAUUUGUGCAACAGAGUCCCCACAUGGGCACCGUUAAAAGGAUGGCCACUAGAGCUUAUAUGUGAAAAGUCUAUAGGUACUUGUAAUAGACCUUUGGGCGCUGGGGAGGCCUUGCGACGAGUAAUGGAGUGUUUGGCAUCUGGAAUACUACUUCCUGGGGGUCCUGGUCUUCAUGAUCCUUGUGAACGAGACCCAACAGAUGCUCUGAGCUAUAUGACCAUCCAGCAAAAGGAGGAUAUUACCCACAGUGCACAGCAUGCACUCAGGCUAUCAGCCUUUGGCCAGAUUUAUAAAGUGCUGGAGAUGGAUCCCCUUCCAUCUAGUAAGCCUUUUCAGAAAUACUCCUGGUCAGUUACUGAUAAAGAAGGUGCUGGGUCAUCAGCUUUGAAGAGGCCAUUUGAAGAUGGAUUAGGGGAUGAUAAAGAUCCCAAUAAGAAGAUGAAACGAAACUUAAGGAAAAUUCUGGAUAGUAAAGCAAUAGACCUUAUGAAUGCACUAAUGAGGCUAAAUCAGAUCAGACCUGGGCUUCAGUAUAAGCUCUUAUCCCAGUCUGGUCCUGUCCAUGCCCCAGUAUUCACAAUGUCUGUAGAUGUGGAUGGUACAACAUACGAAGCCUCAGGACCAUCCAAGAAAACGGCAAAACUCCAUGUAGCAGUGAAGGUAUUGCAGGCAAUGGGAUACCCAACAGGCUUUGAUGCAGAUAUUGAAUGUAUGAGUUCCGAUGAAAAAUCAGAUAAUGAAGGCAAAAAUGAAACAGUGUCUUCAAACUCAAGCAAUAAUACUGGAAAUUCUACAACUGAAACCUCCAGUACCUUAGAGGUAAGAACUCAGGGCCCUAUCCUCACAGCAAGUGGCAAAAACCCCGUAAUGGAACUCAAUGAGAAAAGAAGAGGUCUUAAGUAUGAGCUCAUCUCGGAGACUGGAGGAAGCCAUGACAAACGCUUUGUAAUGGAGGUAGAAGUAGAUGGACAGAAAUUCAGAGGUGCGGGUCCAAAUAAGAAAGUGGCAAAAGCAAGUGCAGCAUUAGCUGCCCUGGAGAAGCUGUUUUCUGGGCCCAACGCAGCGAAUAAUAAGAAAAAGAAGAUUAUCCCUCAGGCAAAGGGUAUUGUGAAUACUGCUGUGUCCACAGCAGUCCAGGCUGUUCGGGGCAGAGGAAGAGGAACUCUAACCAGGGGAGCUUUUGUUGGGGCCACAGCUGCUCCUGGCUACAUAGCUCCAGGCUAUGGAACACCAUAUGGUUACAGCACAGCUGCCCCUGCCUAUGGUUAAUACUUUUAAGCAGUUUUCAGCACGUUUAUCUCACUUUAUUCUCGUUCUCCUCGGACCUUCGUAGCCAUAUCACUUGUAUAAAAUAGGCUGAGAUCUAGUGACUGUAAGCUGUGGUCUCAGUGUACAAAGGUAAGCUCUUUUAUUUUCUGAUUAAAGAGAAAAGUAAUAAAAAAAUCAAUGAACACAACAUGCAUAUAUGACAAUCAUAUAUGAUGUAUUGGAUCUCUUAGGUCUUAUGUCAUCACUUUACCUUUAAAAUUUUUAUGAUCUAAAUGUAAAAUAAUUAUUUUCAGCAUUUGUUUUAAUAUCCUUGUGAUUACUUUCUAUUCAAGAAAGACUUCACUUUUGCUGAGUUAAGUGUGUGUAUGUGUGUAGAAACUUGUGCUAGAACAUAUAUGUGAACCCCACACACGUACCCGUUUAAAUAAAAGAAUCCACUGGUGGAAAGAGUUCACCUAAGAAGGUUUCACGUCAGGUCGUUCUUUUGGCCAAAGUGCUGGAAUUUCAUGAGCAGCAAGAUUGGCAGCAGUGCUGACAGGACGGGACCCAUUUACAUGUAGCUGCUACACAAACUGGGGGUUGAAGUGCCAAUUUCUCAGGGAGAGAAACUUCUCUGAGAAAUGAAAAUCUCUGAUCUGUGUUGUAUGCCCUAAUACAACAGCAGCAAGAAGCCAUAAAAUAAAUAAAUAAAUAAAUAGCAAUAGAAAAUGAAAAAAAAAACCAAAAUAUUAAGGUAACUAUGGAAAAAUAUAUAAUUGAGGUAAGCUAACUAUUUGCAGAACCAACUUUGGCAAGACUCAGAAUGGUAAAGACCCAGUCUACAGAGACCAAAUAGACUUGAGGCAACUCACCUGUCUUUUCUAGGUUAGGUAGCCUGAUGAUUUAUUUCCCACCUUACUCAACCGUCAUGGAGUUCACUUAAAAGAUGUCAGGGUUAGGCCAAAUAUUUUAAUAAGGAUUUGCUUCGUUUAGUGUGUCCCUUAAAUGCAUUUCGUAUGUGUUAGAUGUUCUGUGCUAAGGCUGUAUUUUAUAUAUAGAGAUUAAAAUGAAUUUUAUGUUUUAUAUUUGUCUCUAAGUAGCAGUUUUCUUUUUAUUACUAACUUUGAAGGUUGCUGGAACAACUUUCUUUCCCAUACAGCAUCUGUAUGUAUGUUGAAUGUGGGUUUGGCAUCUAUAAACGGUUGUGUGAGGUCUAGCUGACUAGUAGCAAGUACAUUCCAGUCCUGAUCAAACAGCCGAGUGCCCAUUACGUGCCAGGUCCUUCUCUGGGUAUUAGCAAAACAGAGGCUGUGCCCACUGGACGCACUUUAAGUCUGAGAGUCUCCUCGUUGGUGGAAUUGGGCCUAUUAUAAAUAUCCUAGGUUGGGAGGCAAAUAAUGCAUUAGCAGUGUCAAAAGAUAAUUAUUUAAUAGUUUAUUUAUAAAUUAUUUAAUAAUACGGCCCUCUGACAUCAACUGAAAUGGGCAUCAUUUGGAAAUUCACUCAUUUUAAAUAUAUCCCUGGCAGUUUUGACAGCCGAAACCAACUCUGGUUUAUGUUCAUGGACCUCUAUUCAAGUAAGUGAACUGAAUGAAAUGAAUAACAAAUAACCCCCGUCUUUUUACAGCAGUUUUUAUAGUAUAGCAAAGAACAAACUGGUUCGUUUAAAUAUCGAUCUCUGUCUCUCUUUUUGUUAAUGACAAGUGAGGGGAAUUUUACCCAUAUAAUCAGUAAUCCAGUGUAACUUCCCUGUUUCUUAGCUCUCAUUAAUAACUGCAGUAGAGGUCAAUUUUCAACAGGGAAUUAGGGGAGUGAACUAAGGAGGUUCCCUAGUAAUCUAGAGGCAGCAAAACCAGGGACAUUAAAGAGCAGUUGAAGCUGAAAACAACCUCCUCUGUGAACGGUCUUCCCAUGGAGCUUAAGCCCUUGCCUCCUGGGUGGAGGUGGGGGCGGAGGGUCUGUCUGAAGUCGUCAGGACAAGCAAGGUUGUGUUUUUUCCAAGCUCAUACUCUGUAAAUGAUCGCAUGUCAUGCUGCCAGUGACCAUAGGUUUCUCAGUGUUCCCAGGAGGCCUGGAAGGGAGAUGGGUGGUGGGUGAAUUCCAACUCCUGCUGAGGUGAGUGGUCUCGCCGUCACCUGCAGAGCAUAGAGCUAGUGCUUCUUGCCUGAGCCUCUCCUUUCCUAAUAGCAUCUUCAGAAAGAUACUUUUCAGUCAAAAAUUCAAGUGAGUUAGUUGUAAGAAUAGAUACCCUUUCCCACAUUAUCAUUUUAGGUAGGAGCUAACAGCUUCCAUUGAUGCUUGAAACAGUGAUCUUUGGAGAUUUUUAAAAAUAGCACCAGAAUGCAAAUUAGGUUAUGUAAGCUUUACAGCACAGCUAGAAAUAGGGAAGAGAAACCAUGUGGGAAUCUGGGCCAAAGAAUUUCCCCCCCUCCAGCAAAUUCCCGUGGGGCUUCGGAAUUAGAUGAGUUGAUCCACUCAAGUGCUUUGCACUGUUCUUACCCUGGCUGCUGAGGUGACCAAGUACAAGUACAGGAGGGCGGCAAGGCUGUGCUGGCAGGUAGUUGGCAGGUGUGUGGCCUGCUGAUUGGGCAGCUGCAUUGGUUCUUUAGUGCUGACAGGUUUGGGGUGCUCUCAGGCUUUGGGAGAGGCCUGCCAUAGCACCUGGGGGUUAGACGGGAAACACAAGACAAACACUUGGUGUGGAGGUCACUGCAGGUCCAUGCUGAAGGAAAACGCCCACUUUUCUGCUGUGGUGGUGAAGUCACUGCCCAGGCUGCUGCCGGGGGUUCAUAACAUACACUUGCUUUGGGAUUUAAGUGUGCCUGGAACUUGAACACCACUGAGCUUAGAAUAUCAGCCUGCUGAUUCCACGUUUCCUCCCAAUGCACUAAUAAGAAAAAAGUGUGUGUGUGAUUACAGCUAACCCCGGAAUCUAACACUCAGAGCUUACCAGUGUUUGGCAGGUGGAAAGCAAGUUAUUCUAAACCACAGAGAAGAAAGAGGAGACUGGGUGGCAUGCUUAGAAGUCUACAGACUCAUAUGCUUCUCUGAGAAGCAUUCCUACAGCUUCUCUUCCAAGUUUGCUUCAACGCUUUGGGGAAAAAAAUUUGCACUCAUCACCACGAGGCCUCCUUUCUGUCAAUUUUAGAAAAAACCCUGUCUAUCAGUCUAUCUCUAUCCAUCUAGCCAUUUAUCUAUAUCUAUAGACGCAAUUGGUAAGUUGCUUUUCAGCAAAAGGAGAAAUGGGUAGAUGGUGAAAUUGACGCUAUUGGGUUGAAUAAAGGAUAUACAUCUUCCUAUCCAUUUCUGGCUAGCAUGUCUGUGGACUUCAGGAGCCGCAGAAGAAAGGUGAGAAGAUGCGUCCCUGUCUGUUGGUAGAUGAGCCAAGUGGAGAAGACAGAUUGAGUUCUGUGAUGCUCUAAGGUUAUAAAAAGUGUGUAGACCAGGACUGAAUGUUAACCUUUUAAGGCAAGUAAGAUAGAUUUGCAUUAUAGUCAACAGGCUUUUCUUAAAUCUGAGUUACUUGUAUAACUAAUGACCUGGCAGAAGUUACUCCAUCCCUCAGCUGUGGCUGUUUGGUGAAAUCAUUACCUCCUUGAGUUAAGGUUGAGGGCGGGCCUUUUUUCCUUGACCAAUCAGCUGUCAGUAUCUUAAUUGCUUCGUUGUUCUAAGAGGGUCUUGGUCUUUCUUGGCAGAACUUUCCCGUUCCUGCAAACUGCUGCCUGCUGGUGGGUAGUGUGGAGAUUGCCACCAUCUGCCCAGGCAACUUAAGCAAGUCUGAUUAGCAUAUCCUAGCUGCAGAUGUGUGGUCUGAGGCAUGGUUUUUUGCUGCUUAUGGGCUGCAGGAGGUAACAGGAUUAGCCUGGCUGCUCUGAGGACAUUCUCUUAGCACGGCCUAGGAGCCCAGUCUCUCUGCUUUCAGUUUCUCCCUCCGUUGGAUCCUUUUAUGUGGUUUGGAUGAAUGGUCUCUCCAUUAAAAUGUCAGCUAAACGUCCCAGGUAAUUAAGUUAACAGUAGCCUUCGAUUUAGGCCCUUUGGGCUGUGUGCAGCAGUAGAUUGAAGAAGCAGUAAGAGAGAGGGAAGAAGUCAAAAUUGGUAUCUUGUGUGUCCCAAGCACUUGGACAUUCUUUUUAAUUCUCACCCAACCUCUGGAGGUGGUAUUAGCUGUUAUACAGAUGCAAAAUGAGGCUCAGAGUUAAAUGCUAGGGUCAAGAAGAAGCCCAGCUCUGUUCAGUGCCAAAGCCUCUUUCUCCUACCCCGUGCUGUGGAUGAAAAGUCCGGAAAGUCUGGGAAUGAAGGUUAGGGGUACACUCCUCCCCCCCCCCCCCCCCCCCCCCCCCCCCGCUGCCACAGGAAGGAGGUGUGCCGGCGGGGGUUGGGAGGGGCGGGGCCGCGAGUCUGAAUGAAGCUGUGAGGCCUGAGCAGCCUGCCAGGGGCCUUAUCCGGUCUUUUGAGGUCAUGUCUUCUGAGGUCACAGGCGUCGACGCCCGUCCUAGAAGCCUGAGCUGCAACCUGGGCUCUGUCUUGAGGUCAUUUUAGAGCAGGUAUCCUGGCCUAAAAUAGGGCUAUUUUCUUUCAGACCGAUUGAAAGAGAUUGUUUAACAAACUAGCAAGAUAGACUGGAAGACUAAGGUGUGGCUGUAUGAACACAGGAAGCUUUUGUAUUUGGAGCUUGUUUUUCUGUUUGAGUAUCAAUGGAAAAUUGAGGUACGCUUUCAUUUAGCUAAUGCUUUCUGAGUACACUCUCUGGCCUGAGGUUGGUCAUGGGGGCAGCGUGGAAGAUUUGAGCCAGACUCUGAAGGAAGGCUGGUGAGGCUCUGACUGGGUCAGAGGGGCAUGGAGGGGCAGCAGCCCAGGUUUGGGGUGGUGCUAAGCGGAGAUGGAGGGGUGCAGUUGCUUGUUCUGACUGCCAGGACUAUUCCCAGAUGGGCCUUGGGGGAAGGCGGCCAGCCCGGCAUUUAGGAUGCCUGCUUGAGGAGCCCGCUUGGAUGGCUGUCGGUGUCUGAAUUACUGGUGUGAGGCGCUCUGUAGCACUGGUCUGAGCCCUGCUGCCGCAAACCCUUUCACUAGCCCCUUUGCCAGUGAGUGGCAGCUGGGCGUCUGCUGAGGGGUAGCCACGUGUGGGAGCGGACGCAGAAUCCAUGAGAGAGGGCUAGCCCUCCUCACCCCAGGUGCUUGCCAUCCUUGGCAACUGUCUCUGUUUCCCGAGCCACCGGCCAUAAUCCUGGAGGGGAACAGAGGAAGGGACCUUCUUUUGAACCCAGGUUGUGCGAGGUCCAGAGCAGUGACCUAUGUAUGUGUGAGGGAGACCGAGUGCCUGGCCCUGUAGAAGACAGCACGUAGCGAAGCCUGCCCCCAGGCACCGUUUCAGUUCCUGCUCUGCCGUCCAUUCUGGAGGAGGAACAGUGAAAAAUGGCCAUUCCCACGACACAGACAAGGAAAUUGAAGGAAAUUGAAGCCCAGAGACCGCUCCCAACCACUCAGCUAGUUUGUGGCCAACAUUGUGGCUCCUAAUCAGGGAGUUUUUACCCACAUAGCAGAAAGAACGUUUCUUCUGCUGUUUUUAGAGUUAAUAGAAGCUCUUUGGGAUGAGAUUUGAACUCCACCACAAAUGUGGGAAUCUAGACAUUUUCUCCUUUUACAGAUGAGGAAAUGGAGGCUUAGACAAAAUAACUUGCCCAAAAUUAUACAGCGAGUAAGUGGCCGAGCCCAUCCAUUCCGACAGUGCUCUGCUCAGUACUGGCACUUUGUCGUACUAGCCUAGACCGCUGCCUGUCCUGGAGCCCCAAACCUUUCGGCAAGUUUCCUCUUCUCUCUGUGGUGGAUUCUACCUACCUUUCUUGGUUUGAAACAAAACAAGCAAAACCCAACUCAUCUCUCGCCUCCCUCUCCCCCCAUGGGGGAAAAAUAGAAUCUAGACACCAGGCUCAUUCUUUCUCUGGUUCCUUUGGAAGAACUGUUUGUUCACUUGCUCCUGGACAAGGCGACUGACUCGUCAGCUUCGGGCCAAGCAGCCUGUUUUUCUGUGUCAGCUGCACAGUUGGGUCUAUUUCCACAGACCGUCCUUUUGUACUGUAACCAAACCCUAUAAUAAAGUGCAAACCAGUCAUUGGCACUGGACAGAUCCCAGGGGUUGGACGGUUGGAAGUGUGCUUUCUGCGUUCACCUCACCCCGCUGUGGUUGGCUGUCACCUGUACCUGGCUAGGCUUUCACUGUGUGCUCUAACCAAGUGGGUCACACUCACAGUGACACGUUUCCCCGGGUGCUCUGACGUUGGGAUCUCACUGGCCCCUUCCAUCAUGUGGAUGGUCUCAGAAGCUGCUCACCUUCCCAACACCCUUCCUGCCUGUGGAGGCUCCGUUAGGGAAGCGUGGUGGACAUCCUCUGGGAGGCGGCACCUGAAGAACUCAGGAAAACUGAAAGCACUUUCAAAUGAGAUUUAUUGAGGCUGGUGAAGGGGAGACCUGGGGAGAACCUGGACCUUUCCAUCAGCUCUUUUAAGGGGUUACAUUUACUUGUUUUAUGUAGCUCCAGAAGGGUAAAAACAGUUACAGGAAGCCAGUUGGGCAAUUCGAGCUAACGUGCCUCCCAGGAUGGUGGGCUGGGGUGCCCGGGGCAGUGUGGGGAGACGUGUACCCCAUGUUAGCACAGUGCUUGAGCAGGAAGCCAGGUGUUAGGCUGGUGUGGAGGAAGUUCCAUGGGAUGUCGGUUUGGACAGAAUGCUGAUACGACCACUUCUCCUUUCUUGGGUACAUGGAUUUCUUGGGAGACAUUCACUGUCACCUGCUACUACUUACCAGGCCAUGUGUUGGGGGAGAAGGCACAGUUAGAGAAAAUGUCAAGAUUUUCAGCUUAGACCAGUGAGUAGAAGGUGAAACCACUGACCAAGAUGGAGAGCCCGGGAAGAGGGAGUGGAAGCUCAGGGCUGGAACAGAAUCAGAGCCGUCUUCUGUGGCUGGGACAGAUGGGCAGGAGAGGAGCCAAGCCUGUGAGGAGCCUGACGCAGGGACACGUGCUUAGAGCUGAGUAACGUACAGGGAGUUAGACGGGCUCUGACAGAAGUGGCACAGGCGUCCCACUGAGGCUGGCAUCUGAGCUGGGUAGGAGUGUGCCUUGCAAGCUGGUGAGAUUUCAAGAAGGGGGCCGUGGUGGCCUUCUUGGGACAGCACAGAGGUCCUUGUUAAUGGGAACUGGUCUGGUUCGGAGGAUGAAGUGGCAGAUGGGAUGUUCAGUUUGGGGCCACUUCGUGGAAGGCCUUUCAGUGAUUGCUGUCUUCCAAACUGGUGAGAAUUCUGGAGGGUUGAUUUGGAUGGUUGAGUGGGGAAUGAUUAGAGGCAGGAGGCAGAUGAGGGACAGAGGAGGCUGAUUGAAGGCGGCAGCAAAGGGAUGGAGGCGGGAAUGCGGUGUCUUCACAGGCCAGGCUUCUCUCCCAGACUGAGCGGAACGCAACCACAUGUGGGAAGGAUGGGCCUGCCCAGCCUUCUCCCUGCUGCUGUUCAGGUGGUGACUGAACAGGUGGGCGCUGCUGCUCGGGGCUAAGAUGAGGAAGGCGGGGGAAGGGAGGGAGGUGCUGACGGCAGAAGGCGUGACGGCGAGAGGAGUCCCAGUGGAGCGAGGGCCGUGUCCCCUGGGCUAGGAAGUGGGGUUUGGGGGCCCAGCUCUCUUAGGUGGGGCGCUGUGAGCCCCUUUCUUGUGCUCUGGGAAGCGUGUCUUUUAGCAACGGGUAGAUAGGUUUGCAGGUUGGUCGGUCAGCAUCUUACGCGUUCCUGAGUUUCCUCUCUGCUGGGUUCGCCCCAGGGUGUGGCAGGCCUUCUGCUUUUUCAGACAGUAAUGUUUCGGGUUUUAUCUGGCAACGGCCGAGCUCAUUGGAUACAAAGUCUGUCAAGUCUGUACCCAGUGGGAAGGUGUAGACUUGCUUCACAGAGUCCUUUAAGAAGGGAAAUACCUGUGAUGUUGUAGGAUGACUAGAGGAUUUGCUUUGGGCCUCGGGUUCAUCCUGGGAGGUGGCAGGGACACCCAAGGAGGUCAGCAUGGGUUUCUGUACCUGUCUUGGGCUAAAGAGGCAGCUGUCGUUUUGAGCCUUCAAGGUGGAGCUAUGAAAGGUCACAGGUGCAGAGACUCGGAUCCCAGCAGCCUUGGGGGGCAGCCAGAACCCCAGGGACAGGUGUCUCUCACUGUAAGUGGCCUUGUAUGUUUACCCCAGUGGGCCAUACAGAUGUCACCUUUUUUGUGGAAAUAUAUGGGAACACUGCCUUAGACGUGGUGUUGGCAAACUUUUUCUGUAAAGGGCCAGACAGUAAGUCUUUGGCCUUGUGGACCAUUCGCUCUGUCACAGCUACACAGCUCUCUCGUCGGAGCGGAAGAGCAGCCAGAUGGUGCGUGAACAGACUAGCGUGGCUGUGAUCCAACAAAUUCUACUUACGGAAACAGGUCCUGGGCCAUAUUCUGCCAACCUCUGCCUGAGACUGUGGCGAUUACUCAGCUUUGGCUUAAUUCUGACUGGAAACUUCCUCCUGGCUGCUGCUCAGACUCAUCCAUCUUCCCGAACCUCUGCUCUGCGUGAGCCCUAAGGAUGAGGAAGGUGUCUGCCCAGGAGGACUUCAGGUUUUGAGUGAAGUGGGCACUGGGAGAGCAGGUGGCUGAAGAGUGAAAUACAGAGCAGGGCUCAGGAGUCCACGGUGACGGGGGCCCUGAGAAAGGCUGAGGGUCCAUCAGGAGAGCCCAAGAGGUGGCAGCUUGAGGAGGAAUACGCCCAGAUGGGAAGGGUGCGCUGAACACAGACCUGUACACAGUGCGCAGGCACGCCGGGCGCAGUCUGUGAGGGGCCAUGGGGCAUGGUGGUCACUCACUCGCGGUGGGAGCCAGCGAGGGUUGUGCUCAGGAAGGUGAAGGGAUCAGAGAUGCAUUUGUACACUGUCACUCUGGUCGUGGACGACCAGGUCUGUGGUUACAAAUGGUACCUUUCAGUUUAGUCUGGACUUUUUAGCCAAGGGUUUGGUUACUGUCGGUGUUAAGAGUGGAAAAGAGAGGGCCCCGAGUUGCGUGGGUUUUCUGGCCACUGGCUCUAGGGGGCCACUGAGUGCCACACCUUUUUGACAUGCAGAACUUGAUAAAAUCUUCCGGUCUUUUCUCUUGCUGUGCUGAAGGCCAUCUAACACGCCUAGGCAGAUGAAACAUUGUGUCUCAAAUCUAAUUUUGGCUGGGGCCUUGGUGUGGGAGGGUAAAAAGUGCUGGGGGAAGAAGCCCAUCCCUUGCUUCCAAAUGGAGUCUCGUGUCUGGAAGGCUUCAGGGGGCAGCUGGGCUUCCUCCCGCCCCGUGGCCAGCACACAGGGCAGGGCAGGGCAGGCCUUCAGACAAGGAUCUGUGCCCUCAGGCAGCCUGUGAAGCGUGAGGUAAGAUGCAGUUAUCACACGCAUCCGCCGCUGGGCACAGCUGGGGCAACGAGGAAACCCUCAGUGUAUAUAGUGCUUCCUCCUCACACAGUACUUCUGCUCAGAGGUUUCUGGGUAGGUGAAGGGAGCUACUGCUGACCGAGCAUCAGUGAGGUGCCGACACUGUCCCCGAAUGCGCGGGAGUCGGAGGGGUGUAUGCUCGUGUGCAGUGAAGGACCACUGGGGCCUGGAGAAAGAGGCCCAACACGAGUGAUGCGAGUGCCUGCACAGGUAGUUUGAUUGGGGGCAGGUGAGGGUCACACAGCUCAGAGGGGAAGGCACCUGCCCACGGCCCCAACUCCACGCAGCCUGCAGACACUGGUCCUCUGGGACCGAGUCAGAAGUUGAGGGGCCAGGCGCUGCCCUGAGCACCGGGCAGGCAGACGGGGAAGGGUGCCUGGGUAGGAGAGCACUGGCACCGCACGGAACUGGCCACUGCCUGCUCUGGAGUGCGGGUGUCUUGUCGUUGCUAGAAUCAGGUGAGGGUUAUGGAAGGAAGUCAUCUGACAAGUUGUGCUUCGGAGGCAGUGUUGGUCGGGCUCCCUCUCGUGUGAGAUGUGGCCCUGGAUUUUGCUGCUUGGUCUGUCUCUUUUGGGGGCGCUCUCAGGUCUGACAGUAGGUGGGUCACUUCUGAGGUCUGAGGAGCACUCCUUGUGUUUUCUCGGGGUGCUUCUGGGCUGGGGGAGAAAGGACAGAGGCGUGCGUGGCCUGGGUGGACGGGGCCUGGCUGGGGCGCCCGCCCUGUGCCUGCACCCUCACCGAGGUCCCUGUCAGUCGGGCCUGAGGCACCUCUGAGCCUGAGGCCUUUGCCCUCAGCGGUCAUCGGCCCAGUGCCACCUGUCUCACUUUCCUGCUUAGGGAAACAUGGUCAGAGGGGUCUUUUUGAGUUUUAAAUAUUUCUGCUGUUCUGGGAUGUCAGAGUCUUUUUGUUAAUGGAAGUGAAUGAAGGCUAGGGCUCGGCGCUUUGGGUAACGAAGGCGCCUGUCUCAGAAGUCCCUUCUCCGCUUGUGAUUUAGCAGGUUGGUUCUACGUGUCUGGCCUCUUUCCCCCCUUUCUGGGCUGAGCACUGCUCCUCACAAACACCCCUUGGGCUUAAGGAGCUUUGCUCUGGAGGCUCAGUGACCCCGUGACUCGUUUCCUUGGUGCAGUCGUGUCCGUCUCCAAGCCUCAUGAGCAGAUCUUCUCAGCGAUCCCUGUGCUGGGGCCCUGACCCCCGACGUCGUGAUGACGGCCCCGUGGCUUGAUUCGGAAUUUAGGUCCCGUCACUCUGUCACCCAUGUGCCACCAUUAGACGCAUCCCUUUUCCUGACGGCAUCUCAUGCACCAGCCCUGCGCUGUCAAGAGGGGUUCACAGAGCAGCGCCUGUGCCCCGCUCGGCCUCCAUCCUCGCGGUGGGCUCUGUGGGAGGUGGCUUAGUGCCUAGAAACUCCACGGGCGCCAAACUACAGGCAUCCUCAGGCCCCAAGCGGGGGCCCUCCCCUCUGCCCACCCGGGAAUCAGGCCUGAUUCCUGGCUCUGGCUGUCUUGUGAGCUGUCGCCACUUCCUUUUCAGGGCCUUGAGGGGGCAAAGUGAAGGCGUGUUCCUCUUGUCUUCUAAUGAGUCCUUCCUUGGGCGACUUCAGCUUUUCGCAGUGCUUAUCGUGUUUUCCCCACAAGAUCUCUGAACUCAGGCCUUUCACCAGGGACCCAUCUGCGGGCCUGUCCCUUUGAUCUCUGUUAGUGGCUGGUUGGGGGCCCAGCUACAUCUUGAGGAGAAGACAGGUCUCUUGUACCCUAAUCGGGGUGAGGGCACAUCCAGGAAUAGUGAGGCCGACGGCCCUGGUCCCAAGGGUGCUCGUGGCUGUGUGGGCCAGGAAAGGGGCUGGGUUCACCCUGUUAGCCCUCAGCCCACGCGUGCCUCAUCUCCCUGCUGAGAGUAUUCCCGGAGAGGGGGCCUGUAAGACUUGCUUCUCACCCACUGCAAGGAGAACUCUGUCUGGGAGGGAGGCAGCCAGUCUAGACCCCGAGCCCUGGGCUGCUGCAGGAGGUGGCCUGGAGAAGCUGAGUCUAGUUCCCUACGGCACGGUUUGCAUAUGGCAUUGGACUCCUGGCUGUAUCUUACUCUCAUUCUGGUUUUGUGAUGGCCAAGGUAGUUUUUAGAAAUCUAUUUAAAAUAUCUAUCUGUAUCUAUUUACUGUGUUUUUCUGAAUACGCGAGUGUAAAUAGUAUAAUUUGCAAAGUCCUUGGCAAUAACUUGUGUAUUAUGUUAAAAAACUUUGGAAACUGCGACCACCAUGGAUUGUCCUUCCCCUCGGGCAAUGAUUCCAUGUAGAACUCUGAACUCGCACCCUUCAGCGUGGUUGAAGCAGCAGCCUGCAUGUGUGGACUGUCACCAGUGCCUCGCCCAGGGACGAUGCCUGGCCUUCGCCACAGGGACUUGUGCCACCCCGACUCCCACAGGCAGCGCCCACACUGGGCACCUUCGCACUGACUGUUGGACUCUGCCAUAGACUGACCCUCUUGUCUGGCUGCUGCAGUUUGUCUGUAAUGCCCUGACAUGUUGCAUUUCCCCCAUUUGGAUGAAUAAAAAUAAAAGCUUCUGUCUUAAGCA
This is a messenger RNA of Rhinolophus ferrumequinum (greater horseshoe bat), 14268 nucleotides long. RefSeq names its product spermatid perinuclear RNA binding protein (gene STRBP). The transcript is spliced from 18 exons. The coding region runs from base 321 to 2267 and encodes 648 amino acids. NCBI's taxonomy places the organism in Eukaryota, Metazoa, Chordata, Mammalia, Chiroptera, Rhinolophidae. Gene Ontology annotation, molecular function: single-stranded RNA binding; double-stranded RNA binding. The record is from RefSeq and is a predicted model, not a curated record. Gene Ontology annotation, cellular component: precatalytic spliceosome.